Molecule: messenger RNA, 1827 nt
Organism: Octopus bimaculoides (California two-spot octopus)
Lineage: Eukaryota; Metazoa; Mollusca; Cephalopoda; Octopoda; Octopodidae
Source: RefSeq, a predicted model, not a curated record
UACAGAAAACAGCUGACCUUAAAGGUGUGGUGUUGUUGGUGUAAUUACAACAGACACAGGCAGCAUCUGAAGACUAUGGAAACGGCAGCCAGGAAACACCACAGACAUAAAUGUAUCCAAGUUACAUUCCACAGAUUCUACACCAUUUUUAAAAGUCAUUCAAUAUCAUUGUUGCACUACAGGCACUACACAAUAAAAAAAGUGUUCCAUCUUUGGAAAAGAGCCACGACCAUUUCAAUGGCAGAGAGUCACCAUCUUGUGCUGAAUAUGAUGAAGUCAUGUGAUCAGUUAAUACUGAGAAGAGCUAUUGCUCAUUGGUUGAAUCAGUUAUGGUUGGUGAGAGAAAGCCAUCGAGCUAACCAAUGGAUGCUCAGACGAUUCUUGAAGAAAUGGCAUCGAAAAUGGCACAACAAAACCGAGUGGCACCAACAUGUUGUGAAGACAAUUCAUUCGCAGAAGAAAUCUAAGAUUCUUAAGCAAUGGCAACGGAAUGUGAAUUGCCGGAAGAAUCAGUGCAUCUCUGCCACAGAACAUAUACAGAAACUGUAUUUAAUGAAACUGUUUGCCAAAUGGAAGAAUUUCAGUCAAAGACAAAAACAGACAAGAUUUUGUCUGAGAUCCCAACAAGAAAAAUGGUGGAAGCGGAUGAAAAUGGUUUGCUUUGAAAACUGGAGAUGUUUCUUUAUCAAGAGGCUUCAAGCUAAACUGAUCCACCAAUGUUGGUCCUACAUGUGUGUACGGAAGGCCAUUAAACACUGGAAAGAACUUCACCACCAGGUGGCAUUGGAGAAAUUCGCAAAUCACUAUAAAUCUGUACAGAAAAAUCUACAGCUGAGAGCCUGUUUUAAGAGAUGGACAUCCACACUUCAGAAGGUUUAUGAAGAGAAAGAAGAAGCGAAACAAGCUGAAAAGAUGCUGCAAGAUAAACUGGUCCAUUUUAUUUUCCUUCAGUGGUACAGGAUGAGUUUGAACUCACAAACCUCAAAACCACUGCUGUUACGUUACCACAACAAACUACUGGCCAGAGUUACCAAAUCUUGGCACCAACUGAUUAUUCGGAAGCACCAGUGCUCAGACAAUUCCCUGUUAGUCUACAGAUCUCAACUGUCAAAAUAUUUCACCAGGUGGCGGAGGCUGCACGUGGUGUACGACUGCGAGAGGUGCAUCAAAGAAAGGAAGAACAAACUCGCCCUACAGCAAUGUUUUUCUGGAUGGAAACAGGUCAUUAAUAGAAGACAGCUGGCAUCGCAUUUCCAUCGGAAGUCUCUCUUACGGAGAUUCAUCACUUGGCGGAGAAGAGCUCAGCAGAAAAUACGGAAGAAGAUUCUGCUUGAGGCUGAAAUGAGACGCAAUGUGUUACACCAAAAAACAUUCUUUAACCAAUGGAGGUGGAAUGUAAAGAGAUGGAAAAGUGCCAGAAGUGAGGCAUUAAUUAACAUUGAGAAGUUAAUUAAGAAAAACCAAAUGACUGGUGCCUUUGACACCUGGAGGAGAGCUUUGUCUAAUUUAUUAUUGGCCAGAGAUUACAAUAACUGCUACCAGAUGGCAUUGGUGAGACAGAUCUUAAUGGAGUGGCACAGUUAUACAGAGAAGGUCUUCACCAAAGCAGUCAUUCGCUUACAGAUGUCUCUACAAAUGGAUACCUGGUUAUGUGGCAGCACAGAAUUGCAGUUAUUGGAUAGUUCUGACUAUGAGAGCCAGGAUGGUUUAGAAGUUCUGGAGGAAGGACAGCCUGAACAACUAGAGGAUGGUGCCAGUCCAGGGACUUUCAUGAAGUACAAGUCAGUAUCAUUUGAUGUAUAUUUUUAUGUAAAUAUAUUGAAUUAA